AUGUUGUCAUCUACCAGCGGCAUUCCGAAGACCUCGCUUUGGCGUCUCUUGAAAUCGAAGAAACUAAAGCGACGGACGAGCCGCAUCAAGCCCAUGAUGUCUGACACGGACAAGGAGGCCCGCGCCGUGUUCGCUCGUUCGUUUCUUCGCGAAGCAAUGAACCAAAUGCACUGGCACGACAUGUUGGAUCGUGUCCACAUUGACGAGAAAUGGUUCUAUGUCACGUUGAUCAACCGGCGGUACUACCUCUGGCACGACGAGCCCGUAGCUGUGCGCAAAGGAUCGUCCAAAAGGCACAUAGUCAAGGUCAUGUUUUUGACUGCGGUUGCAAGGCCUCGCUACGACUGUGCAAAGAAGUCGACUUGGGACGGCAAGAUCGGGAUGUGGCCGUUCGUGACGAAGGCGCCAGCGCAGAGAACAAGCAAGAACCGUGUGCGAGGGACAAUUGUGACAACACCAAUGACUGUGACGAAGCCGAUCUAUCGACAUUUCCUGUUGCAACAUGUCAUCCCCAGCAUCAAGCUGCUGUGGCCCAGUCGACGCGACAAUCCAAUCUACAUUCAGCAGGACAAUGCCCGCCCGCACGUUGGAGUGGACGAUCUCGCAGUGGCAGCUGCCGGUUGUUCUGAUGGAUGGCAUAUCCAACUGGUUGCACAGCCUGCGAUGAGCCCAGACUUCAACGUCCUCGACCUGAGGUUUUUCAACUCUAUUCAAGCGCUGCAGCAUCGACAAGUCGUUACUGGUAUUGACGAUCUUAUCCUAUCCUGGCUGUUCAUGGUGCGUUCGACGAAUUCGAUUUCCGUGUGCUCGACAAGACGUUUAUGA
This is a messenger RNA of Aphanomyces astaci, 825 nucleotides long. RefSeq lists its product as hypothetical. The record is from RefSeq and is a predicted model, not a curated record. Gene Ontology annotation, molecular function: nucleic acid binding. NCBI's taxonomy places the organism in Eukaryota, Oomycota, Saprolegniomycetes, Saprolegniales, Verrucalvaceae. The coding region runs from base 1 to 825 and encodes 274 amino acids. The transcript has a single exon.